AUGGCCUCCGAAGAUAUUCCGCAAAAAGUGUCUCACGUCCAAUCAAAGACCAAGAGGAGGGAACCCAGCGACAAAACCUCUCAUCCCAAGGCGAAUACCGAGAAUCUCGCUCCAGAGCUUGGUGAUGAGAAUUCUAGAUCCACACUGGGAAUUUCUGAGCCGGUAAAGAAAAUCCCCGAACCUCUUGGAAGUGCGAGAACUUCUGGUGAACUUUCCGGACAGCUUCAUGACCAUCACGGCGUGACCAAAGUUGGUGACCUCAGCGAGGUUGAUUCCAACCCCAGCCCCGUCACCCCUGAACAUAAGAACGACACCGAUUCGCAAGUCGCUGUUGGCAAAUACCCUUACCAACCUCUUCAGUCCAACAAGCAUAUUAUUCGUGUGCUCUAUAUCGAGCCGCCCACAUCUUCCUCUUCUCAAGGUGGCCAAGUCAUCGCUGGCAGCGUCUUUCAAGUCGAGCUGAUGUCAGGUAACUCAUCUUCCUAUCCGUACAGCGCCCUCUCGUACGAAUGGGGCCUCCCCCCAAAAGAUGAGUCGAAUAGUCCGACGAUACUCCUAGGCGGCCACACCGUCCGUGUCCGCGAAAACCUUUACAACGCACUCAGAAGGAUUCGGGACGUCCAACUAAAAAUCAAUAGCAACACUGACUCGCCUCUCCUGCUCUGGGUGGACGCCGUGUGUAUCAACCAGGAUGAUGACGUGGAAAAGGGCCACCAGGUACAGAUGAUGGGACAAAUCUACGCGACUGCCCAAAUGGUGUUUGUAUGGCUGGGGUCUGGGAGCGAGCAAACUCUUGCGGCUAUGAAUGCCAUCAACGCGGUGGGGAUGGAGAAUCUGAAGGAGUUGGAAGAUAACCUGAGAAAGAAUGGCGACCAUAUACUCGAUAUCGAUACGCUGUGUGAGAGCCUCGAGGACUCAGGCCAUAACCGACCCGAAGAUGAAUUUGAUAAGCUAUGGGUUGCAAAUCUGCCUACGGAGCAACAGGAAUGGGUUAAUAAGCUCCGCAACGUGUCAAGGGGCAUCGCUGAGUUCUGCGAGGCGUCGUACUGGCGGCGAGUGUGGAUUGUACAAGAGUUUGUGAUGGCAAGGGACUGCCUCCUUCUGUGCAAUGAUGCCUUUGUGACGAAAUAUGAGUUCGAGAAGGUGCUGGAUCUCAUGGCAGCCAUACGCAAGAUAAGGGGUCUGUACGAGGCAAUUCGGGUGUUGGGUGCGUGGUGGCCUUCGGAUGCUGGCGGUGUGCAUCUGGCGCUCGAAACUCCGGCACACGAUAUUCAGCGGUUAAAGGAAGCGAAAUUGAGAAAGAAAAAGACACCGCUUUCGGAGUGGUUGAACAUGUGUGCGGCGAAGAAGUUCAAAGCAACGGACCCGAGGGACUACGUCUAUGCAUUUUUGGAAAUUUCAGAUGACUGCUCCGGCAAGAUCAUACCGGAUUAUACGAAAUCAACGCUAGAAGUAUAUACUGGGACCAUGGAGUUUGCGAUGGAAAACGACCCAAGGCUAGAUAGGGGGUUUUCUCGGAGAAUUGGGGAAAUCAUGGUAGCACGGGAGUCGCGGAAAUUAGGAGAAUGA
Neurospora crassa OR74A is the source of this 1569-nucleotide messenger RNA. RefSeq lists its product as hypothetical. The transcript is spliced from 2 exons. The record is from RefSeq and is a predicted model, not a curated record. NCBI's taxonomy places the organism in Eukaryota, Fungi, Ascomycota, Sordariomycetes, Sordariales, Sordariaceae. Bases 1 to 1569 code for a protein of 522 amino acids.